This is a messenger RNA of Portunus trituberculatus (swimming crab), 4595 nucleotides long. RefSeq lists its product as uncharacterized. Gene Ontology annotation, cellular component: signaling receptor complex; external side of plasma membrane. The record is from RefSeq and is a predicted model, not a curated record. Lineage: Eukaryota; Metazoa; Arthropoda; Malacostraca; Decapoda; Portunidae. Gene Ontology annotation, biological process: nervous system development. Gene Ontology annotation, molecular function: signaling receptor activity.
UCACCGUUGAGACGUGAGGUAGGAAGGACGUUCGCUUACGCACAGGACUUUUCGCCAAGUUACCGAUGACCUGAGUGAAGUAUCGAUGGUCUGAGCCGUAACGAUUACCACCAGUCGAUACUGUUCCCCAGGACACCGGUGCACGCCCACCUCGUGCCUCCCUCCCGCCGCCCGAAAGUUAGAGUCUCGCUCCCAUGCUCCAGUUUCGGUAUAUUAUUGAUUGGCGGCGUUCCGUUUGUGAUGUGCACCAACUGUAGUUGAGAAGCUAGCGAAGGAUACUGUGAAGGAGUCUCGCACGACUCUGAUUGACUCUGAUUGACAGCCGAUCAGACUGACACAAUUAUAUGAACGCUGAGCAUCAUUCUAACUUUUGGACUAACUCCCUCCCUUCCAGUCCACCCCUUGGGAAGGAAUGCCCCUCUUAGCUCAACUCUACGGUGACCUUAUGAAUAAAGUCAUCUUACCUCGAGAUUAAAAGAAGGAAAAAUCCACCGGCCAAGGAAGUGCGGAGAGGGCCGCGUCACGGCAAGAUCUGAAGGCGUCGUAAAAGUAACGUCACAGAACUACUUGCAAGAGUGGGGAAAAUUCAGGUUCUUCACUCAGAGACGCUACCUUGUCCGAAAAGUUUUGAAAAAUUCGUGCAGACAAGUUUUCACUGAAGUUAUUUAUGCUAAAACUCUUUCCCUUGGUCAGACCGCUCAUAUCUUUUUUUUGGAAGGAGACUCUUUCGACCGCCGACGCCCAACAGUUCAUACGGAGCCAACUUCAUAUAAUCCUUAGAGCGAACGGAGAGAGAGCAGGCAGCAUUUCUUAUCGGCGAAGUGGGGUGAUGGUGCCAGUCAGGCUCGUUGAUAAGUCUGAGCACGACACCUUCAGAAGCGAGACGGCCUCGAGAGAGUAGGCACAUCUCAGGGGAAGAGCAACGACCCCAACGCGUAAGCAUGGCAGCCAAGACCCACACUCUCCCAAAGCAGUCCCAGCGCGGCGCGGGGAUGGCCUUGGCGGUGGUGCUCCUCCUCCUGCAGGCGGGACGCGGAUCAGGAAGCGAGUUACCUGAUCGGGAAUGUUGUGACUCCGCACCGCCUCCCCCUCCACACUACCACACUGUCACCUCCACCACCACCUCCACCACCCCGCAACCUCCAGCAUAUGGCGGAUCGCACCUGCCAGAGCACCAGACCCUGAACUGUCUUCUGGCCAAGCAGCUUUGUGAGGAAGACUCCAACUGUUCCGCCAUCCUCAAGGUUAUUCCCACUCUCUGCGGUCCGGAACUAGUUGCGUGUUCCACGGUGACGGUGUCAAGGUGCCAGGCGGCUCUCAAGACCCUGGUUCAGUUUUCAUGGUUUCAGCCCACCUGUUUGUGCCGGGAGCCGCGUCUCGACCCGCAGUGCAACGCCUUCAGAGCUCUCUUUGACCAUCCCUGUGUCUUCAUCAACAGGAAAGAGGUGGACCUACACCCGCUGCAGUACAUCCCCACCUGUCACGUCGCCUCAGACAUCUGCCGCGAGAGGCCGUGGUGUCAGCAGCAGCUCGACAUGUUUCGCACCACCUGCAAGUACCGCGAUGGCCGCUGCCGGAACCCAGACAGAGAGAAUUGCCUCACUUCAUGGUUGAAGCUUCGGGAGACACCUUUACUAGGAUGCAUCUGUCCCGACAACAAGGACAAGCGGUGUGGGCAUCUUUACUCCCUUGUCAACGAAAACCCUUGUCUCGGGGAGCGAUACCCGGGGCGCGUGGCGGCCAUGUCCCGGGUGGCGGCCGCCCUGGGGUCGCCGCUCUCCCAGACGGUGUCGAUGCCUACCGCUGCCGCCACGCACAUCAUCAUCUCCACCUCCCAAGCUGACCCUCUCUACCCUCUCUCCACCAAACACCACUACCUCCAGCACCUGCCGGUGACCAAGGCAGACCACAACGUGUCCUUGGAUCAACUCAAGUACGUGGCGGGCACCUGUCACGAGGCCUUUGAGGGAUGCAUGGCCAACUCAGGCUGCCGCAGUAAACUGGAGGAGGUGAGCAGCCACUGUGAGGCCGCCAAGUGCCAGAAGGACGACUGCAGGAGUGCCAUUAAAAACAUCUACAAAUACCUGCUGGAUACUGACCAAGAGCUUGCCCUCAAGAUCGCCCUCUGCGUGUGUAGAGACAGCAGUGCCAAGAACUACGGCAAGUGCUUGAGAGGACAACGGCGCCUCCAUCCGCCUUGCGCCAUCAUGAGCGACUCUGCCUCCGCCAACCAAUGCCACAGCCUGGGUCGUGAAUGCCGCGGAGACCGAGUCUGCAGAUAUCAGCUGGAGCAUUACGAGUUGUCCUGCGCGGCAGACACAGUGACGGGUCGUUGCGCAGGACACCACCGGGAGUGUACCAAGGCCAUGCUGGGCCUGCUGGGCACUAACUUGCACACCAUCUGCGCCUGCAAAGUCACUGCCUUCCAGGACAUCAACCAGUGCCUGGCCUGGAAGAGACUUAUUUGGGGUAACCCUUGUGUAGUGGAGGCUCAGCUCACCUACCACCUGAAGCAGCUCGGCAUCAACGCCGACCCACUCAUCUCCUUCACUGACGGUCUGGACGCCCGUGUAGAUCAGGUCCCUGCAGAGGAAGAGACACUUUCCCCGCAGCUGGCGGUGGUCGGGGGUGCCAACCGAGCCCUUUACUCAAGGUCUGAUUCCCUGGAAGACCUGACGGAGGAGGAGCCUAGACCAGUGGGCGUGGAGGCGAGAAAGGUUGCCAGCACCGCUCAGAGCGACCACACGCAUCCCAACGCAGCCCCAGCAGCCCCCUUUGCUACCUUUACCACCUCCGCCACUAACAGGCCGGAGAAGUACUGCGAGGUGCUGCUUCAUUCAGAGACCCCUCCACACAUCAUCGAGGAGGGCGAGAAGAUAAGGCUCUAUGACGGCAGCACCACUGAUUGCUCGACGCUCUGCGUCUGCCAGCGACACGGACAGAUGCAGUGCAUGGUAUUGGAGUGCACGAAGGAGAAGGCGUGCGAGACCACCUCUGGCGUGUAUAACCACAACUCUCCAGCGUAUCAGGUCAGCCGAGGCGAUUGUAUCUGCUACUCUGGAGACUUCGUGUGUCAGCGGCCGAGGGAAGAGGACUUCAACUUGCCGAUGGGUCUUUUCUUGAUGCUUGGGUUCAGCAAGAAGGAAGAAGCGUUGCUGAAGAGCGCGACGGGAAGUGGCGUAGCGGAGGCCAUCCCGCCCCUGCAGCAGCUCUUCCGAUCCAUCGCUAUAAACCUGGGUGAGGACUGUCAGCUGGAGUUAAUCCAUCACACUGAGAACAACGUGGUGCUUCAGGCAAGGCACUCCAAGCUGACAGUGGACCCGAUACACAAUAGCAGCGUCAUUUACAGCCAGGACAUGCUGCAUGAUGAGCGAGACCGUUGUGAGGAGCCCAUCCACAGGGUGGGCGCCAUGUUCCAACACCGCUCGCCGCGAAUCCAUCACGACGUGCGCCUCUCUCUCUUCGUGUUGGCCGAAGUUAUUGACAACGUGCCGGACCACCAGAGGAUCAGCAACGGCAGCAGCGGCCAAUCUUCGUCUUUGGCCAUGCGAGGGUACUGGUGGGCGUGGCUGGCGGCAGCAGCGGUGGUGCUCGCCGCCAGCUUCCAGGCUUCUCACUACUCCGUCGCCGUCGCCACAGUUGCGUCGUGAUGCUCAAUCUGUCCCCGCACUUCGCACCCCACCGCUCGCCAUUCGGCAAGCCAGUGUACAUAAGAGAUGUGGAUGGAUGCCACGUAUACUUGUAAGGAAUGUAAAUACCUUGUAUGCAGAGAUGAGGUGUCGGUGUUGCAAGACAGUAAUGUGAGGCGUCGUGAAACACUCAAGGUCGGCAGCGGCCUCCUCCUCAUGCCAGGAGCCUCGCUUGUCCGCGACUCUUCCUUGUCGCUCGUUCAUGUUCCUUCCGGCCGUCGUCCAGCCUGUGUCACGGGAAAGAGGGAAAUCACCCGCUAUCGAAGUCGUCCUGUAAGAUAAACGAUACGUUAUAUGUAUAAAACACACAUCACGUCCCGUCAAAUGGUUCACUAACCAGCCAGCCACGCGGCACUGAGUGGGCGGAAAACACAAGGCAUCAAGAACCGCUGGGCGGACUUGGUGUUAGGCGGUCUUUUCGCACACUCCCAGGUGCUCCUCGGCCCCUGGGUCCUUUGCCUGCGGGGCCUCCCUCAGCUGCCGUGCCAUGGUCAACCCUUCACCGCGUGGUUUGUAAGUGUUCGUUUUUAUCGUUUAGUGAGCUGCAGGCUCCCUCGGAGUUACUCUUGAGGGGAGUCGGUGAUGCUUCCAGAAAAGCCAAUAGUCCCAGAUUUUUACCGGGUCGAGCGGCCGUCUGCCUGUCCUGUACAAUCAGUGUCAACACACAACGUCUGGGGUCCUCCACUGCCCCACCGCAAGUCUCCAAUCACAAGAGCGCUAACUAAAGCUUGUCGUCUCUUCUCUGUUUAUGAGAUAUAGUGAAGCUUAAAAGUACAGUCACGCACACUCUAGCCGCCAAAGCUUUGAAACACUUGAUGUACAUACCGACACACCUACUGUAUCGAUUAAGUGUACAUGUGCGUCACCCACCAAGCAACCCAUGAAAUAUAUGUAUGUACGUAAAGG